This is a messenger RNA of Lucilia sericata (common green bottle fly), 673 nucleotides long. RefSeq lists its product as uncharacterized. Lineage: Eukaryota; Metazoa; Arthropoda; Insecta; Diptera; Calliphoridae. The record is from RefSeq and is a predicted model, not a curated record. The coding region runs from base 237 to 587 and encodes 116 amino acids. The transcript is spliced from 3 exons.
AAAUAUUAAUAAAUAAGGCAAAAAAAUUUAGAAAAAAAUGAAAUAAUAUUGCGUUUGUAAAAUAAAAAAAGUAAAUACAAGGAAAUAUUCAGAAUUUUUAGUAAAUAAAACAGAGCAACGACAUGAGGCUGCUGGUUUUAGCUCUAUUUCAAAAAUAAACAGUAACAAAAAUUAUGCGAAACACAAAGUACAAAAUAAAGUUUUGAAAUUAGUGUGAAAUUAAAACUUAAACCAAAAUGUUGUUCAAUAUUAGUUAUUUAAGUUGUUUGUGGAUGAGUUUGCUAUUGUGUGUCCCUUUAAAUUUGGCCAGCAAGUGUAGAGAUCGCAUUGAGAAUGACUGUUCGGUAGAAGUGCGACAUCAGUGUUAUUUUGAUACGGAAAGAACGUGUUUUAAACAUUUCAAAACAAAUUGUGAAAUGGAAAUAUCUGCUUGUAAAUAUGAAAAGGAGUAUCGCGCAUUUCCGGAAAAAUUCUGUAAAUCUUUGCAAUUUAUGUGCAAUGAAGAAAUCGAUGACUUUCACUGGCCGCCGGAUUAUUUUGAUGAACAAAUAGCAAAUCUGCGCAAAAAAACCGCUAAAUCCAUAUGAGGGCAUGUAUUAGGCGAAAAAUAAACUAUAAAAUUAAUAAAGUAAACAAAUAUCAUAAAUUAUGAAACGAGAAUUUUUCAAAUAUU